AUGGCGGUGGCAGAUGUGAAGUUAAAUUCACCAACUCAAACAAACAGUCAAAGUGUUGUUGUCAAUGUCAAAGACAGAGAUGUUGAAGUGGGGAAACCAUACGAAGACGAAGAUGGUAUAACAAUUGUUCCUGUAAAAGAACAACCAACAUAUCCUGAAGUUAGCAGAGACUUAAGUUCUGUUGCAGAUAUUCGAAACGACUACCAACAACUGAAAGACAAACUUCAAACUCAGGAGAAGAUUUGUCAAGCUUUAGUAUAA
Messenger RNA from Trichomonas vaginalis G3, 261 nucleotides. RefSeq names its product protein of unknown function, DUF4106 family. Bases 1 to 261 code for a protein of 86 amino acids. The transcript has a single exon. The record is from RefSeq and is a predicted model, not a curated record. Lineage: Eukaryota; Parabasalia; Trichomonadida; Trichomonadidae.